Messenger RNA from Aedes albopictus (Asian tiger mosquito), 1551 nucleotides. RefSeq names its product minichromosome maintenance domain-containing protein 2 (gene mei-218). Lineage: Eukaryota; Metazoa; Arthropoda; Insecta; Diptera; Culicidae. The record is from RefSeq and is a predicted model, not a curated record. Bases 1 to 1551 code for a protein of 516 amino acids. The transcript has 3 exons.
AUGGAGUCUACGAUGGGACUGAUGUCCGAUCCGGACGAGUUUGGCGGAGUGGGUAGAAGUAGGAGACGGGUUGGUCGAGGAUCUAGCGAUGAAGUAUGGGCAGAUAGUAUGAGGGUACAGGUGUCGAAGCAGACGGAACGAGAAGUUAGUUCCGGAAUAAUUACGGAAUGUGAGAUGCUAAAGUCCAGAGAAUCUGAAACUGCUUUCGGAGGCGACGACAGUGACGAAGAGAUUCUGUCACUUCUUGAGGUUAAAGUGAAUGAUCAACUCACGCAAGCCUUCACGUUGACUGGGAGUAGUCAAGAUAAUAAAGAACGUUAUGAAAAGUCACUUCAACCCACAUUCAUGGUUGAGGCCAUCGAAACAAGUCAGGCCUGGCAAUUCACACAAACUCUUGUAGGAGCACAGCAGACGCAAGAUUCACAAAUUGCUGAUCUGACCCAGGACUCAUCAAUUCAUGUCAAGCUAGAAGAUACUACAUCUUCUACUCCGAUGUAUCAAGAACUCUCAGAGAUUCCGGCUUCCAUCAGAAGGCUGUACUCUUCGGUAGUUGAGAAAUACAGUGAUUACUGCUUUUCCUACAUGUUGGCCGCGCAGUUGUGCCAGGAGGAAAUCCCAAUGUGCUCCUUUAACGAGUGCAAGCUUAGUCUUCUUCUGAGCAUUGCCUCGAUAAGGCAAACCAGUCAGUCGUACCCGUUCCACGUAAUCGUCCUGGGAUCCGAUACUUCGAUAUCUCAUCUGGCAAUGACGUCCGUGGGUCGACUGGCACGUCGCUUCAUGGCAGGUAUGUUCGAUCCCUUGGCUGGGGGUCGAGUUCUGGAGGACAACUUUGUCGAAUGUGGUGCUACGACACUUUCGCGUACCGGAAUAUGUUACGUUGGGGAUUGGGCUAUGCUCAAGCCGAGCCAGUCGACCCGUAUCAUGCGGGAGAUUGAGUCCGGACAAGUGAUCAUCGAGAACCAUUCGAUAGUUUAUCCCCUGGAGUGUGCGAUCUGGAGCUACUGGAACUACACAAGAAAGGCAAAGCAGGAUCUGAGCACGAUCAUCAUGUUCUUGAACGCUUUCGGGAUACCAAUCGUUCAACCGGAGCAGACUCCGGAAGCCGUCAUGGAUUUCAUACUGGAAAGAUCGCUUGUCGGCUAUGAGCCUUCGGAUCAGCCAGAUCUCGUUCCUCAAGAAGACAUUCAUCAGUUUCUGACAAUGCUGUACUACCAAGAAGUACGGAUUUCGGAGGCUGCAGCUAAGCUUUUGAGUGACUACUUCGUAGCAACUAGGUUGAACGUUCAAGAAUCUCUCACCCAAACAUCCUUUUCGGCCCUAAACAAGCUGACCGAGGCCCACGCUCGGCUUUGUUUCCGGACUGAAGCGACCCGCAUGGAUGCCGUAGUAGCGAUCAUGAUCUGUGAACGUUUCGUCCACAGCGUGUUCUCCAAUCCAGGUAAUGCUGCUCCCCUUUCCGAUAGUUUCGAUACCAUAGAUGACCUCGAACAACACCUGUAUCGCUUCGACCGAUGGUUGAAGGACUUUCUCAGAAAUAUGAAUCGUGUUUAA